Messenger RNA from Harmonia axyridis, 1253 nucleotides. Its product is annotated as phosphomannomutase 2. Lineage: Eukaryota; Metazoa; Arthropoda; Insecta; Coleoptera; Coccinellidae. Gene Ontology annotation, biological process: GDP-mannose biosynthetic process; protein N-linked glycosylation; mannose metabolic process. Gene Ontology annotation, molecular function: phosphomannomutase activity. Bases 158 to 919 code for a protein of 253 amino acids. Gene Ontology annotation, cellular component: cytosol. The record is from RefSeq and is a predicted model, not a curated record. The transcript has a single exon.
GAUGCCUAUAAAUGUGACGGGUGUCGUGUACCACAGAUAAACUAGUUUAAGGUCAAUGUGCUAAACUGCAUUUGUAAUUCUAAUUUCCAAAUUCACAUCCAUUCAGGAAAAUAGAAAAAGGAAUUUGUAAUUCUAAUAUUACAGAAUUAUUUAAAGAAUGGAACCGAAUUCAAAGGACAACGCAUCUAUAUUAUGCCUUUUUGAUGUAGAUGGAACCCUCACAAAACCUAGAAACGUAAUAUCGGAAGACAUGGAGUACUUUUUGCUGAAUAAAAUAAGGCCUUUGUGCAAAAUUGGUUUAGUGGGAGGUUCAGACUUCAAGAAAAUAUCUGAGCAAAUGAAUGGAGAUGAUGUAAUACAUAAGUAUGAUUAUGUUUUUCCAGAAAAUGGUUUAGUUUCAUAUAAAAAUGGGCAAGAAAUAUGCAGGCAAAGUAUUCAGAAGUUUAUGGGGGAAGAAAUACUUCAGAAAUUCAUUAAUUUUGCCUUGAAAUAUCUUUCUACAAUAACACUUCCUGUGAAAAGAGGAACAUUUGUGGAAUUCAGAAAUGGUAUGCUCAAUAUAUCCCCAAUAGGAAGAUCAUGUUCACAAUCAGAAAGAGAUGAUUUCGAGCAAUAUGAUAAAGUGCAUGACAUUAGGAUGAAUAUGAUUGAAGCCUUGAAAUUAGAAUUUCCAGAUAUUGGUCUCAAGUAUAGCAUUGGAGGACAAAUCAGUUUUGAUGUUUUUCCUAUAGGUUGGGAUAAAACUUAUUGUUUGAAGCAUUUAGAAAAUGAAGGAUUUGGUGAAAUUCAUUUCUUUGGAGAUAAAACACAUCCAGGAGGAAACGAUUUUGAAAUAUUCUCUGAUAGUAGAACAAUUGGACAUAGAGUAAGCAAUCCUGAAAAUACUAAAGAAAUUCUCAUCAAGUUAUUCAACUUAUGAAUGAUUAUUGCGAAAAAGAGUGUCUAUCAUGUUAAUAUUUCAUACAUAUUUUGUUAUUUUUAUGUAUUAAUUUUUUUAAUGUUUAUAUUUUUAUAUAGUUUAACUUAUAUCAAAUUGAAAAAAUUUAUUUCGAUCAGUUAAAGUGCCGAUUAAUGAACACUCACCAUUGAAUGAACGCUAUUUUGAAAAAAGAGUUGUAUUAAGAAGGGUUUAUAGCACAUCUGCCAAAAUUUAACUACUUCUCCCUCCCCAAGUUUUUGAUAUUCCAACACUUUUCAGGAUGAUUGAAGCAAAUUGAAACAUUCCUCUGAUUUAUCAUUUUUUAUGUUUUCAU